CCCCCCCCCCCCCACCCCGCCUGCAAUGUUGGACUCUUGACUCCAGAAAUGAUCGCGAAAUCUUCAAUGUUUGCAAAGAAACAGCUUCGCCUUUCUUAACCAUCUCUGCCGGCCGUGCUCCAAACACCAUGAAGCCUACUUUCCUCUUAAAGGCACAAGAAGAACUUCAAUGCAGGAAGGCUGGAAAAUCAGUACUGGACACAUUCAUCAGGACUCUGAUAAUUCUCUGCACAGCAAUAGCAGUUGUUCUGUCAUCCAUUUCUGUGUGCUCUGGGCACUGGCUGUUUGCAGACAGGAAGCUAUUUGGACUCUGGUAUUUCUGCACUUUAGAGCAUGACCGCAAGCUUCAAUGUACAACAGAUUUCAGUGUUGCUGAGGUCGACGGGUUGGACACUGUUCUUGUUUUCACUAGGAUCAUCGCCACUUUUGCUGCGGUGCUGGCAAUGUUUGGUCUGGAGAUGCUAAUCACCUCUCAGAUUUGUCAAGAUGCCUAUUCCAGGCGCAAAUGGGCAUAUGGCUCAGCAUUGCUUCUCCUGGCUUUCUUCAUGACAUGUGUUGGUGUGCUCGUGUUUGCCAUUCAGUUGUGGAACUUUAUUACUCUCACAGGCAUCAGUUUGGCGUACUGGUGCGAGUUUGUUACAGCUUUUCUUUUUUUCCUCAAUGGUAUUAGUGGUCUUCACAUGUACAGCAUGACAAUCUCAGAUAAUUCAGUAGACAUAUGAGUAAUUCUGUUUGAUUGAUGUUUUUCCUUAUACUAACUUUUCACUUAUGUAAAAUAAUUUGGCCUUAAAGUCUUUAUAUGUGAAGUGUGGGCAUUCCAAAUCUCUCAAAUCUUUGAUGGGUAUUGCAAUUAUUGACUAUUUUUAGAAUCUCAGUGAAAAAGCUCUUACUAUUUUGUAUUCUAAUGUGCAGUUUUGUGUUCCUAUUUUUCAGUAGGUUAAAAAAAAAUCAACAAUUCUGAUACAGAAAUCAGACAACUAGUCAUAGUACCUGAGUUUGUGGUGGUGGGGGUGGUGGGGGGGGGUAGUGGAUAACCCACCUUGGAUUUAUAAUCUCACUGACAUAAAUUUCUAGAAACAUUGCAGUGUGGCUAAGAAGGAAUCAUUUGGCUGAAUAUACUCAAACCUAGAUGAUCUACAAUAAUGGUGGGCAAGGGGGAAGGUGAGAACAUUAUUGUUUUAAUACUCACAAAAUUAAAAACUGAAAAUUCUCACCAUUUCUUUUAAAAGAAAAUAAAAGUUAGACCUUUUAAGGGAUCUUGGCUUCUGAGUAAGAGCUCCACUGUUCUAUUUUGAAGAUUGCUAUCCUUUAUGAAUUAAAUGGCACCUGAUUUACCACACUGUGUAUUUUACGUUUUUGGAUUUGCAUUUGAAUCUAACACAGACUUCUGGAUGAAAGUCUCCUGUGCUUUUACUGCAAACACUCUGCGUAAAAUGAAUAUGGAAAGUCUUAAACCAAUUCUGAUGGGAAUAGGCUCCGAUCAUAAAACUGUCUACUCGUUGGCAUUAAAUUGGCUGAUUCACUGAAGUUUUGCGUAUUGACUGACUGGUGAGAGAAUUUGGAGAAUGAAUACUGAAGCAAUGCAGGUGCUCUUUUGAGAUUGUGUUGAAGCACAUUGUUGGAAUAAAACAGAAGGAACUUUGCUCUGCAUCUCACUAAACAAUACCUGACAUGUGACGCUUGAUACUGAUACUGAACAGUAUAAUUUUAUCAGAGUGUGUUGUCAGUGGGGGACUUCUCCUGGAGGGAGGGCAUAGUGGAAAUUUAGGUGUGCAUUGCCCCAUGGUUGGAAAAUUGAGGGCAGCCAGUGCCUGAAUUUUUCAUGAGUUCUGCCUCAUGAAGAGCAGUGGAAGCAUGUAAAAUUGUUCCUAUGGUGCCCACUAUGAGGGGAAAACUGUUGGUUGCAAUAAUUCCAGAAAGAAAUAAUGCCACAUAAAUUCCGGAAUAAAAUUAAAACAUUGAGUUUAAUAAAUUGGAAUUGAUCAGUGUAGUUUAUAACCCAUAGAUUGCAAAUUUAGCAGGAACUCUGAUAACUGUAAAUGAACUAUUACUGUUAUACAGUUAAAGAAUCUUAUUUUAUUUCUCCCCAUGAUCUCCUGGAAAUUCUUGGUUUGAUGACACAUAUUGAAGAGAUCACUGCAUGAAGUAUGGAAAAAACAUUAAGCUUUCAUAAAUAUCACAGUUGGCAAAAGGUAGUCUUAAAAAUUGUAAGUUAUACUUACUAGUUUAUGCAAUAACCAAGGUCUAAACAAAUUCAUAUGGGAAGGCCAUCACAACAAGUUUCAGGUUUACACCAAAAAAAGAAGUGUUUACAAAAGAAAGUGAUCACAUUCAAGACUUAUUCUAUAAUACUGCACUUAAAUGCUUCUGACACAAACGUAAUCUCUUUCAGGCAUUUAUGAUAUUAGUGUGCUUUUUAAGCAGGGUAGUGUAGGGUAAGCAUAAUAUCCUCACGAAGUAUAAUUAUUUGAAAUGAUAUGCAUUUAUAAAGUCUUCAUAGAUAACUUGCUUGUUUUAUAAUGCUGUUACUUUUGCAAAGCAAUGAAAGGGCCAUUCAAGAAAAAGUGUAUUUUAUCCAGACAACAGGUUUAGUAGGAUGUCAGUAUUAUCUAUUUUAAAAUGCCUAAUUCGUAAACCAUCCAAUUUUAACAGAUCUGACACAUAACAUGCACUAAAGAAGACCUUAAACCUUUUUAGUAAUGCUCUGCACCAAGAUCUUUAUUAUCAAUAAUUUGUUGCAACAUUAAGUUUUCUGCAGUUUCACAAUGGAAUUGCAGCUGAACCUAGCCUGAUCAAAUUGACUGCACUCCAUAAUAGCUUGGAUUUAUGAUCACCUAUACUAAAUUAGAGAUGUACUGAAUUAUUUCUAUUGCACUUGCUUCAUUUUGUGAAUGGUCUUUAAGCUGUUACCCUGAUUUAGAUUGGUGGGAAGUGAAUUGCUAUUGUUUUGAAACCAGCCUAUAUUGUUUUCGUUUUUUCUUCUCUGAAUUGUAAGUUUAAUGUAAUAAAAUGCAAUUUAAUUUAGACAUGCUCUCCACUUUCCAGAUACUGCCUGAUUAAAUUUGCACAAAUAACUGAUGUUAGUAACUAUGUUUCCAAUUUUGUUCUUAAAGUGCUACUCAAUGCCACAUAUUCAAACUUCAAUAUACACUAUAUUACUGAAAAGAGGUUGCCAAAUUCUCCAUGUUGUUUGCUGUUUUUGCAAUUGCAAAUUAAAAUGUCUUUCAUAUGA
Carcharodon carcharias (great white shark) is the source of this 3232-nucleotide messenger RNA. It is a transcript of the gene tmem37, whose product is annotated as transmembrane protein 37. The coding region runs from base 129 to 722 and encodes 197 amino acids. The record is from RefSeq and is a predicted model, not a curated record. The transcript is spliced from 2 exons. Lineage: Eukaryota; Metazoa; Chordata; Chondrichthyes; Lamniformes; Lamnidae. Gene Ontology annotation, molecular function: calcium channel activity; voltage-gated monoatomic ion channel activity. Gene Ontology annotation, cellular component: membrane.